UAAAUCCAAGUUUGCCAUCCAGAGAGACGAAAACACGGCCAAUAAAAAAGAGUAAACAAAUAUCGAGGAAGAAGAAAGCUGUAGAGAGAAGAAGAAGUCAAGAUAGAGAGAAAGAGACAGCAAAUGGCGGAGGAGACGAAGGAGAACGAAGAAGAGAGGGUGAAGCUGUUCGUCGGACAAGUUCCGAAGCACAUGACGGAGGACCAGCUCCUCCCAUUGUUCCAGGAGUUCUCCAUCGUACACGAAGUCAACAUCAUUAAGGACAAGAUAACGCGAGCUUCCCGAGGAUGUUGCUUUGUGAUAUGUCAUUCAAGAGAAGAAGCAGACAAAGUGGUCAAUGGUUGCCAUAACAAGAAGACAUUGCCUGGGGCUUCUAGUCCGUUGCAAGUUAAGUAUGCAGAUGGCGAGGUUGAAAGACUAGAGCACAAACUUUUCGUUGGUAUGCUUCCAAAGAAUGUCACUGAAGCUGAAGUCUCAUCCUUAUUCUCCAAAUAUGGAACCAUAAAGGAUGUGCAGAUUCUAAGAGGGUCUCUACAAACUAGCAAAGGCUGUGUCUUUCUGAAAUAUGAGUCUAAAGAACAAGCUGUCGCUGCUAUGGAGGCCAUUAACGGAAAACAUAUAGUGGAGGGUUCGAAUGUUCCUUUGGUUGUCAAAUGGGCAGACACAGAAAGGGAAAGACAAGCCCGAAGACUUCAGAAAGCUCAAUCUCAUGCCUCCAGACUCGCUAACUCUGACCCACAGUAUCCUUCUGUGUUUCGAGCCUUACCAAUGAGUUAUGUUCCUCCUUAUAAUAGAUAUGGCUAUCAUGCACCUGGAAAUUAUGGGUACAUGCUACCACCUAUCCAGACUCAACCUGCAUUUAACAGUAUGGUUUCACCGAACCAUGGUGCCAAUAAUGCAUCGCAAGGAGCCACUUUGACCGAGUCUGUUCCACCGCGUUUAGCCGCCCGUAGAAACUUCCAUAUGCCUCUAGGAAACUAUAGUUAUCAUGGUCUUCAGUAUCCAAUGGCGUUUCCUAGAGGGAUGAUCAGUUCUCGCCUUCCUCUAACCACGGUUUCACAUGGCAGUUCAAACAACGGCGCAUCGACACCUAGCUCGCUGCAAACUGAAGGACCGGCAGGUGCAAAUCUAUUUAUCUAUAACAUACCUCGAGCAUUCGGGGAUCGAGAACUUGCGGUUGCAUUUCAACCGUUUGGUAAGGUUGUAAGCGCCAAGGUUUUUGUAGACAAGGCCACUGGUGUAAGCAAAUGUUUUGGAUUCAUUAGUUAUGACUCACAAGAAGCUGCUCAAAACGCUAUUAACACGAUGAACGGUUACCAAUUAAGCGGUAAGAAGUUGAAAGUUGAGGUCAAGAGAGAAAACGGCCAACAACAACAGAGUAACAAACCUGUAAACAGCUGAAAGAUCAUCAUUGUUAAGAGUCCACAGGCAGGCGGGACGGUUAACAACAAACUGGUUAAGACAUUAAAGAUUUGGAUGGAUCAUGAAUGAGAUUAAAACUUGAGUACAAAAGUUGCUGGUCGUUAUUAACUUUUGCCAGUUCGAAAGAAAAAAAGAAGUCAACUGUCACGUGGUUCAGAAACUCUCAAUUACUCAGAAAGGCUGUAGCUUGCUGCAAAAGGUUCUCUUCCAUUUACUUUUUUCAUUUUCUUUAAAAUCGCAAUACUACAGUUUGUAAUUUAUGCUUCAUUGAAAGGUAAAAUUUUAUGAUUAUUUAACCAUUACAUAUUCAAUUGAUCAUGUCUUUUUGUUC
Raphanus sativus (radish) is the source of this 1753-nucleotide messenger RNA. RefSeq names its product RNA-binding protein BRN2. Gene Ontology annotation, cellular component: ribonucleoprotein complex. The transcript has 10 exons. The coding region runs from base 124 to 1401 and encodes 425 amino acids. The record is from RefSeq and is a predicted model, not a curated record. Gene Ontology annotation, molecular function: RNA binding. Lineage: Eukaryota; Viridiplantae; Streptophyta; Magnoliopsida; Brassicales; Brassicaceae.